AUGGAGGCUAUACUCGACUUCAACCAGGAGUUCGAUGUUGGGCUCCUCGAUAAGAUUGUCAUGGCGUUCUACACCGGGGCGGGAGCUGAGCAACAACAAGCUCAGCAGAUCCUCACUCGGUUCCAAGAGGAUCCGAACUCGUGGACGCGGGUUCCGGAUAUCCUCGAGCGGUCAUCAUUUCCUCAGUCAAAGUACAUCGGCCUACAGAUCCUGGAGAAGCUGAUCCUCACGCGAUGGAAGACCUUGCCCGAUGGGCAGCGACAAGGUAUCCGGAACUUCAUCAUCGGCAUAACGGUCAAAAUCGCCUCGGACGAGACAUCCUUGCGGAAGGAGAAGACUUUCAUCAACAAGAUCAACCUUGCCCUCGUUCAAAUUCUCAAGCAGGAAUGGCCACACAAUUGGCCUACGUUCAUCCCCGAACUGGUCGAAUCUUCCAAAACGAACCUGUCGCUCUGCGAGAACAACAUGGUCAUCCUGAAGCUCCUCUCCGAAGAGAUUUUUGACUACUCUGCGGAGCAGAUGACUCAGGCGAAGGCGAAAAAUCUGAAAAACCAGAUGUCGGGCGAGUUUUCGGACGUAUUCAAGCUGUGCCAGGAGAUUCUCGAAGAGGCGCAGAAGACGAGUUUGAUCAAGGCUACUCUCGAGACGUUGCUUCGCUUCUUGAAUUGGAUUCCUCUCGGUUAUAUUUUCGAGACGACCAUCAUCGAUUUGCUUCUUAGCAGGUUCCUUGAAGCACCGGAGUUCCGAAAUCUUACGCUCAAAUGCCUGGCUGAAAUUGCCGGGCUGAACGUUGGCCCCGAGUACGACCAGAAAUUCGCUGUCCUGUUCGCCCUCGUCAUGACCUCCACGAAUCGCAUGAUUCCUCCCAAUACCAACAUUGCGCAAGCGUAUGCAAAUGCCGGCGACUCCGGGCAAGAGCUCGUCCUCAACCUCGCCCUGUUCCUCGCGAACUUCCUUUCGAACCACCUCCGUGUCGUGGAAACGGAGGACAACCGCGACGUGCUCUUGAACGCUCACCUCUAUAUGGUGAAGAUAUCCCAGGUCGACGAGCGAGAAAUCUUCAAAAUCUGUUUGGAAUACUGGCUCACGCUUGUGAAGGAGCUGUACGAGGAGAUUCAGAGUCUGCCCAUUGGAGACAGUGGACUUCUGAUGGGCCUCAGCUUGGGCACCGGUAGCUCAAGCGUACUCAAUGGCAUGGCCUUACGCAAGAAUAUCUACAGCGAUGUCCUGUCGAACCUCCGUCUGGUCGUCAUUGAGCGGAUGGUCAAGCCCGAAGAGGUCUUGAUCGUGGAAAACGAAGAAGGCGAAAUUGUUCGCGAAUUCAUGAAGGAAAGCGACACGAUCGUGCUGUACAAGAGUAUGCGCGAGCUGCUCGUGUACCUCACUCACUUGGACGUCGUCGACACCGAGACAAUCUUGACCGAGAAGCUUGCCAAGCAAGUUGAUGGUAGCGAGUGGUCUUGGAACAACCUGAACACGCUCUGCUGGGCCAUCGGUUCCAUCUCCGGAGCUAUGAACGAAGAGACUGAGAAGCGGUUCCUGGUAACGGUAAUUAAGGACCUUCUUGGGCUCUGCGAGAUGAAGCGUGGCAAGGACAACAAGGCCGUCGUCGCGUCGAACAUCAUGUAUAUCGUCGGCCAGUACCCCCGCUUCCUCAAGGCGCAUUGGAAGUUCCUCAAGACUGUUGUCAACAAGCUUUUCGAAUUCAUGCACGAGACGCAUGAGGGUGUACAGGACAUGGCUUGCGACACCUUCAUCAAGAUUGCGCAGAAGUGCAGGAGACAUUUCGUCAUGCAGCAAAGCGGAGAGUCCGAGCCCUUCGUAGAUGAGAUCCUCAGAAACCUGCACCGGAUCACGGUAGACCUGUCUGCGCAACAGGUCCAUACUUUUUACGAAGCCGUUGGGUACAUGAUCUCGGCCCAGCCGAACAAGCCGACUCAAGAAAAGCUCAUCGCCAAACUUAUGGAGCUUCCCAACAACGCAUGGGAUUCCUUGAUGGCGCAGGCUGCGCAGAACAUGGACGUCUUGAGCAGCAUGGACAACAUCAAGAUUCUUUCGAAUGUUCUAAAGACCAACGUAUCGGCUUGCACGUCUAUCGGCGCAUUCUACGUUCCUCAGAUCGGCCGGAUCUACCUCGACAUGCUUGGUCUCUACAAGGCGGUCAGCGGAAUCAUAAGCGAUACGGUGAAACUUGAGGGCGUCGUUGCAACCAAGACGCCGAAGAUACGUCAAUUGCGGACGAUUAAAAAGGAAAUUCUGAAGCUCAUGGAGACUUACAUCAAGAAGGCCGAAGAUUUCGAGGCCGUCAACAACAACUUCAUCCCUCCGUUGUUCGACGCCAUCCUCGGCGACUACAGCCGCAAUGUCGAGCAAGCCCGUGACGCGGAGGUGCUCAAUGUCAUGGUCACCAUCAUGAACACCCGCUUGGGCCCUCUUCUGACGCCUCAAGUCCCCCCAAUCUUGGACGCGGUCUUCAUGCCAACGCUGAACAUGAUCAACCGCGACUUUUCGGAGUACCCCGAGCACCGCGUUGGCUUCUUCAAGCUGCUGCGCGCUAUCAACCUCAACUGCUUCCCUGGCUAUCGGUGGCUGAACCAAGUCACAGCGCUAUUGACUCUCCCUCCCGAGCAAUUCAAGCUGUUCAUGGACAGCAUCAUGUGGGCUAUCAAGCACACCAUGCGAGACAUCGCGGACAUUGGCUUGAACUUAUGCUUGGAGGUUAUCAACAACUUCGCCGGCGCGGACCCAGCUGUCGCGAGCAGCUUCUUCCAAGCCUACUUCGUCAGCAUUAUGCAAGACAUCUUCUUUGUGCUCACGGAUACGGACCAUAAGAGCGGAUUCAAGCUUCAAAGCCUGGUCUUGGCUCGGUUGUUCACUCUCGUGGAGACGAACCUUGUGGCUGGACCCCUUGACCCUUCACAAGAAGCCAGCGAAGCAAACCCCGUCUUCCUCCGGAGAUACACAGCGAGCAUCCUCAAAUCGGCUUUCCCGAACGUUCACCCAACACAAGUGGAAAUGUUCGUCCAGAACCUUGCAGAUUAUCACAACGAUAUCAACCGCUUCAAGCUUGCCUUACGCGACUUCCUCGUCCAGCUCAAGGAGUUCUCGGGCGACAACGCGGAACUCUACCUGGAGGAGAAGGAGGCCGAACAACAGCAAAAGGCAGCGGAAGAGCGCGAGAAUGCGAUGCGCAUCCCAGGCAUGCUCAAACCCUCUCAAAUAGAGGAUCGCGACGAAGAUAUAUGA
Messenger RNA from Punctularia strigosozonata HHB-11173 SS5, 3246 nucleotides. RefSeq lists its product as uncharacterized. Gene Ontology annotation, biological process: ribosomal small subunit export from nucleus; protein export from nucleus; ribosomal large subunit export from nucleus. NCBI's taxonomy places the organism in Eukaryota, Fungi, Basidiomycota, Agaricomycetes, Corticiales, Punctulariaceae. Gene Ontology annotation, cellular component: cytoplasm; nucleus. The transcript is spliced from 15 exons. The record is from RefSeq and is a predicted model, not a curated record. The coding region runs from base 1 to 3246 and encodes 1081 amino acids. Gene Ontology annotation, molecular function: small GTPase binding; nuclear export signal receptor activity.